AUGGUAAAGCCUUCACAAGUCAUGGUCAUCAUCAAAUACAUAAAAGAACACAUAUUGGAGAGAAAACAUAUGAAUGUAAUCAAUGUGGUAAAGCCUUUAAAUAUGCCAGUAAUCUCAGAGUACAUAAAAUAGCACAUUCUGGAGAAAAACCCUACAAAUGUAAUCAAUGUGAUAAAGCUUUUUCACAACACAGUAAUCUUCACAUUCAUGGAAGAACACAUUCUGGAGAGAAAGCCUACAAAUGUAAUCAAUGUGCUACAGACUUUGGAUGUGCCAGUAAUCUCCAAAUAUAUGAAAGAACACAUACUGGCAAGAAACCCUACAAAUGUAAUCAAUGUGAUAAAGCCUAUUCAGAACUCAAAACUCUCAGAAUACAUCAAAGGACACAUUCUGGAGAGAAACCCUACAAAUGUAAUCAAUGUGAUAAAGCCUUUUCACAACACAGAUAUCUCCGAAUACAUAAAAGGACACAUUCUGGAGAGAAACCCUACAAAUGUAGUCAAUGUGAUAAAGCCUUUUAUCAACACAGUCAUCUCCAAAGGCAUGAAAGAACACAUACUGGAGAGAAACCCUACAAAUGUAAUCAAUGUGGUAAAGCCUUUUCACAAUACAGUAAUCUUCAAAUGCAUGAAAGAACACAUACUGGAGAGAAACCCUACAAAUGUAAUCAGUGUGAUAAAGACUUUGCAUGUGCCAAUAAUCUCCAAAUACAUGAAAGAACACAUACUGGAGAGAAACCCUACAAAUGUAAUCAAUGUGAUAAAGCCUUUGCAUAUGCCAGUAAUCUCAGAGUACAUGAAAGAGCACAUACUGGAGAGAAACCCUACAAAUGUAAUCAAUGUGAUAAAGCCUUUGCAUAUGCCAGUAAUCUCAGAGUACAUAAAAGAACACAUACUGGAGAGAAACCCUACAAAUGUAAUCAAUGUGAUAAAGCCUUUUCUCGACACAAUCAUCUCCAAAAACAUGAAAGAAGACAUACUGGAGAGAAACCCUACAAAUAGAAUCAAAGUGAUAAAGCCUUUUCAUAAUAAUCACACACAGCUUGCCUACCAUCCCAGUUCUACUCCACAACUGCAGCUCUCCUUGGUCAUCCUACAGUCCAAGAACCUACCACCCCUUCAGGUGUCCACUGUACUCACUGACCUCUCAGGGCCUCUCCACAGGUGUUUCAAAUCUGUUACAGUGUCAUCGGCUCUUCAUGAGCCCUACAGUGUUGGAUUGACAGACCCGGGAGGACCCAACACCCGGUUCCCACGGCUCAGCCGGCCACUCCUCCCAGUCUGCAGAGAGCAUCCCCUCGCUCACCAUGGCCGGCCACUCCUCCCCCUCUGGGAACAGAAGCCCUUGAUCACCGUGUCGCGGGUGCAGAGAGCUCUAGCCUCAGCAGAACCCAAGGAACAACACAUGAGCCAACUUCCGAUUUCCUCAGCAGAAGAGCUAAGCGGGAACCCUAGCGUCGGGAGGAAGAACCCUUCCAUCUGA
Peromyscus leucopus (white-footed mouse) is the source of this 1482-nucleotide messenger RNA. Its product is annotated as zinc finger protein 844-like. The record is from RefSeq and is a predicted model, not a curated record. The transcript is spliced from 3 exons. NCBI's taxonomy places the organism in Eukaryota, Metazoa, Chordata, Mammalia, Rodentia, Cricetidae.